This is a messenger RNA of Toxoplasma gondii ME49, 10429 nucleotides long. Its product is annotated as WD domain, G-beta repeat-containing protein. The transcript is spliced from 6 exons. Gene Ontology annotation, biological process: chromatin organization; DNA-templated transcription. Lineage: Eukaryota; Apicomplexa; Conoidasida; Eucoccidiorida; Sarcocystidae. The record is from RefSeq and is a predicted model, not a curated record. Gene Ontology annotation, molecular function: nucleosome binding; protein binding. The coding region runs from base 1 to 10038 and encodes 3345 amino acids. Gene Ontology annotation, cellular component: nucleus; HIR complex.
AUGUUUGUCGAGCGGCUCCUUCACGUCCACCACGGCGGCUUGCCGAUCACGUCCCUGGAUUUUCAGCCCCAUGCGGCGCCAUGGAACAUGGAGCGUCUGGCCACGGCGGCAGCGAACUGCGUUAAGAUUUGGGUUCUUCACUCGCAUUCGCCGUCUGUCUGUCGCGCGCUUCUCUGUGGCAAGUCAUCGGAAGAUGCUGCGCCUUCCCAGAAGCGCCAGAAGCUGCAGGCAGCCGCGUCCGGCGGGACCGCCGCUGGCAAGGACAGUCAGACAACCGGUCUCGACGGCGAGGACCGACCGCCUUCGGCGACUGCGUCUGUCGGUGCCUCUCCAGGCGAACCCCCGCGUCUGUCUCGGCCGCCCUUGACGGUGGCUACGUGCGUCUGGGCGGCCUCUGAGCACCGAUCGGAGAUCAUGACUCUCCGUUGGGCGCCCACGGGAGAGUUCCUCGCCACGUGCGACGCAGACGGAAACCUUUUUGUAUACGCCUUGAAUCUGCCGCUGCCGACUUGGCAGGGCGCGACAGAGCAUGCGGACUCUGCGAAGAGCUCAGCGAGUUCCGCUGCAGAGAAGGCCGCUCCCCGCCCUGGGCUUCCCAGGGAAGCCUGGACUCCCCGUCGGGGUCCGGCGAAGAAGGGGAAGGCCGAAGCUGUUGCUGCGAGCCCCCCGACCUGUCCGCCGUGUCUGUGUGCGUCGCUUUUCCCUUCCUCGGGGCCAGUGCCCUGGCGGACAAACAGUCAGCACAGUCCACCCGCCGCAAGCUGCGGUUCCGGGACGGGGAUCUACACAGAGAAGUGGCGCCAGGUGUCUGCAUGCCUCUGCUCCGCCGUCGGUCACAUCUUCGACAUGUGCUGGUGCCAUGACAGCCGAACGAUUGCGCUGGCUGGCGCCCGGGGAAGAGUUUGUCUGGUCGACGUUCCCCGCCACGAAGUUGUGACGGUUCUCAGUCUGCCCGAGGGCGACUCCGGGAUGGUCAAGGGCGUCGCUUGGGAUCCCCAGGCGUCGCUUCUGGCAGCUUGCACGAGCGCGAAGAAAAUCUUUGUGUGGCGCACGCAGCGUCGGACGCAAACUGCGAAGAAACAAGGUCCCAAUGCAGUCUGGCAGUGUUCCCUCGUCUACCAGCACAACGAGCUGCUCCUGGGCGGCCCGUCUGAAACCCCGGGGCCGCGACGCCUCUCUUGGCACCCUCAGGGGACGCUCUUGGCCCUCCCGUUUGCGGAACGGAACGGCCGUGUCUUUGGGUGUUGUCUUCGCGUCCAGGACGACUCUCAGCCGACUGCUGAGACGGGUGAGGUCGACAACGCGCCCGGGAACCUGGCUGAGCAAUCCCAAUUAGGCGCGACAGGCCGGAAGAAAGUUGCCGAGAAAGGUGAAGAGAUCUUCUCCUCUUCCCCGCCUCUACGUCUUCGAGGUCACCGGCGACCCAUCCGCAUUGUGCGGUUCGCCCCGGACCUGCUCGUUGAGGGCAGCGCGCCGAAAGGGUCGCACGGCAGCAAGGGGGGGAAGGCCGCAGGGUCGUCCGCUUCUCCAGAGAGUUUCGACUCCGGUCUUUGUUGUCUGUAUGCGCAAGCGAGCGUGGACGGCGCACUGUCGAUCUGGCAGUUCUCCCAGGACCGGGCUGCGCCUCCAGACAUCUGUGGGAAGAAGCCGAGUAGCUCGAGCGCCGCCGAAAAAACAGGCGAUGAAGGUGCCAAGUCUGCGGGGCCGCAUCCGCGGUGUCUGGCCGUUCUGAUCAACUUCCUCGACGAGAACACGACGCUCCAGGACCUCGCUUGGGGCCGCCAGGGCCAGUGGCUCGCGGCGGCAUGCACGGGGGGCGGCGUGACGCUUGUCUCGCUUCCUCACGCGACUCUGAAUCUUUCCUUUGCGACCAACUGGCUGGCGUACCAGCUGGCAUCUGCGCCUGCGGCCUCUGAGGCUGCGCCCAGUUCUUCUGGCGCCUCCUCAGUCGCGCCUUCUCCGCCUGCUUCUUCUCCAGCGACCUCCUCGGGCCCUGCUUCUCCUUCCUCGUCUUCUGUUUUUCAGCAAAAACUCCAAGAUCCACCCUCGCCUGGGAGCCGAGCCGCGCUGUCCUCGGCGGCGUGUCUGCCCCAGACGCUGCCGACGUGCUCCUGCUCCUGCAAGUGCUGCUGCUGCUCUCUCCACCGCUACUUCGCCUUCGUCCCGGCGCCGCCCGCCGCGGCGCUGCUCGCGUGCUCGGGGAAGAAGGCAGGCGAGUCGGGGAAAGGCGAGGCCGAGGAAGGGAAGGUAGGAAGGAUUCAGACCGAGUCGGUGACUGCGGGAGGGAAGCGACGCAUUUGUCCGGUGAACCUGUCUUCGGGAGCCCGACCGGGACUGACGGUCAUGUCCGUACAGCCACAAGCGGCGCCUGAGCACGGCAAGCAGGCCAGCUCUGGAGAAGCAGGCAAAAUGUCUGUCGUGAAGAAAGAAGACAAACACACACAUGCAGAGACCACUGCUGCGUUGGUCGGAAGUCAACCCACUCCUUCGCCUUCGUCGCCUCUGGCGCCUUCGCCUCUGCCUGCGGCGGUGGGUCUGGAGGCCGCACCGACACGGCGGGAAGGAGCCCGCAGGAGCCUGGCCGCCUCAGAGGACAGUUCGUUCCUUCUGAUGCUUCAGCGCCAGGGCGAAGAAGUUCAGAGAGCCCUCCAGGGGAGUUCUGGGAGAAAGGCUGGCGGCUCAGAUGUCUCUUCCUCUCAGCCAGCGCGCGACGCCGAGGGCCGCAAACUGUCUCUAGCGGAUGUGCUUCUCGGGGAUGCGAGUAACUUGUCUCGGGCGUCUCUGUCUGCGUCGGCGGCUGCUCGCCUGGCAGCCCCAGGCACAGGAAACACCGAGAAAGCCAGCAGUCAACCGGUUCCCUCUGCUAAACGCGCUUCUGUCUCUCAGGUGCCGCCGCCGGCCCCGAAGGCGCCGCUUGUGUCUCAUAUGCUAUCUGUGGCGCCAGCUUCCGGUUCUGCUCUCUCGGCUCGCGGCACCGCCUCGACUCUCCAGGCUGCGCUUCGCAGCGGCCCUGCCGAGACGAAUACAGAGCUCUGGCGGGCAGCGGACUUGCUGGCACAUUUGCGGGUGGGAAGAGACCCGGUGGACUCUGGGGACAAAGGCGCGGGUCUCCCAGCUGCGCUGCCUCUGUCGCGGCUCCAGCAGGCGCAGAAGCUGCUCGCGGCGCAUGCAGGGGCACGGGCGGACCGUCCAAGCCCUGGGAGAGCGCAGGAGACCUCGGUGGCUGUCUCUUCUCUUUUGGCUCGAUUGGAGGACUCAGAGACGCCGCUGCAGAAGCGCGAGUGGCAGGCGGCAUCGGAGAACUUCUGGCGGGCGACCCGCGGCGGGAGGGACGACGACGCAUGCGGGAAGGAGCGAGAGGAAGGCCGAGGGAGAGCUCAGGGUCGCAAGUCCGCAAGUGUUCGUUUGGUCAGUCUGUCGAACCCCCAGUUGGGAAUCGUUGCCGAAACAACAUCGCAAAAAUACCGUGUUUCUCACCCAGCUAUCCAGCCUGCUUCCGCAGGUGUUGCCGACCCCGUCGUGAUCAGCAGCGGCAGCGAAGCCGAACAAGAAGGGACUGAGGGCGAGGGCGACAAAGAAGCGACUCGCACGCCGGCGAUGCGCGCGCGGAGCGAAUCGAUCUGCGGCCGGGCGCCUCCGGACCUUGUUCACGCAGAGGGGCCUUUCUCUGGACUGUGGGGAAGCGCAGCGAGCCCAGUGUUUCCUCAAGAGAAGAUGUUGUUGGAGGCCGAACGUGAUGACGCGCGAGAGAGUUAUGUGGGCACAUGUGGCCAGGACGUCUGGGGCAGGUUUCAGUAUGCAGAUGCGGGGUCCCCGGAUCGCAUGUCUCUCCAAUUUCGGCCCGAAUCCUCAAGUGGAACUGGAGAGAAAGUUGGGCUCGAUGAAGGUGAAGAGCGCUCGCGAGAGGGGCGGCUCUCGAAUCUCUUGGAGCCUCGUGUAGGGCCGCUGCGCGCUCAGUUCCAAGAGUUGCUUCUGCUCACACAACCGCCCGAAGAGAGCUGUGACAUUGGAGCUGCCUCCUCGGACGAAGACGGUGGAGAGAAAGACUGGGAAGAUCCAGUGCCCUCUGAGGUGCAGACGGCGACUGUACCCAUUCACGGUCGAACGGCGCCUGAGGUCGUGCGGUGGAAUUUCAGCUUCGGUGAGUCCCGCCGACAGACAGGGCACACAAUGCGUCUUCGAAUGUCUCCGGCAAAGAGAAGAAGGCCUCGAUUUCCAGACAGUCACGAAGCAGAGGCAACGUCAUGCGAGCCGUCCGAAAAGCGACUCAUCGGUGUCGCCUCUGUCUCUUCGCAGGAGACCCGAGCGCAAUGGCGUGUCUCGAGUGGCCCCAAGAGGACGCGAAGUCAGAAAGAAGGGACCUACGAGAUGCGCGACAGUUGGCGGGGGGACCGAAGUGUACCAGCGAAGAGGAAACCCAGUGAUGACCAGCGAGCAGUCAACCUUGCGCAAAUGGAAUUGGGCGUAUGCCUCAUGGCAUCUGGAUCUGGGAACGGAGGCGCGCCGGGGUUGCAGGGCAAUGGGGGGAGUUCGAGCGCGAAAGGAGACAGAAGCGGCAGAGAUUGUGGGCGGGGCGGAGACAGUCGUCGCGGCAAAAGCCUUGGAGGCGCCGGAGGCGCGGGCGACGGCGAGGAUGACGACGGAGAACUCCGCGAGAAGGAGUUGCGCAAGUCCCAGUUUCUCUCAUCGCUGAGCAACGGCAUUUCGAAGCCAGACUCCCGAGGCGAUGGCGAGAAGGAGGAGGACGGAAAGAAGAAGAACCGUCGCGGGCCUUCGUCCUCGUCGGUCCCCACUUCUGUCUCCGUGGCGGGUGAGGAAGCUCGGGCUCCGGCCGGAGACACCUCGCCCAAGGGGCCCGAGCGGGGUCCCGCGGCGGGGCCGGGCGAGUCGUGGGGGUCGUGGAAUCCGUUCAGGCGCCGUUUGCAGCUGCUGAGGCAAUUCGAGGAGGAGGACGACGAAGAAGAGGACGAGGAAGAUGACGGUACGCCUGCGUUCGUCCCGGCCGCAACCCGUGCGGCCUCCGGAACCGUUUCGAGCGCGAACGGGACCUCUGGGGACUCUCGGACCGAGGCAGCGUCUCUGGAGGUGACGCGGGGCCGCCGCGAGGGAGACACAGCCCGCAGUACCUCCCCUGCGGAGGAGUUGGCGCCCCAGAAGCAGGGCGCCGACGGCAGCAGACCGGUGCGACUGCGGACGCGAGAGAGCGAGGAUCGUCACGGGUCACGCGCAGCCAAGUCCGCGUCGCUUCUUCCGUCGCCGCCGUCUGUGUCGCAGCUCCACCGAACGGGAGGUUCGCCUCCCACACGUGUGACGCUCUCUGAAGAGGAGAGAGAUACGCCUGCUUCGGAUGCAAAGAGGCGCCCCGAGGAGGGAGUCACCGACGGUGAGGAUCGCGAGAGCGAACGAGUCGGAAGACGGCCCUUUUUCCGGGAGACGGUUCGCGAGAAGCGGCGAGUUCCGGCCGAGGAAAGACGGACUCGGAGGCGCAGCGGGGAGGCCAUGGAGACGCGGAGGAGGAAACGGCAGAGAGUUGUGUCGACGGACGAGGAGACGGAGUCGGAGAGCAGUGAUAGAAGAAGCUCCAGGUCGCCGUUUUCCGAUGCGGAGGACAGCGAGAGAGCGAUAAACUUGAGGAACUCCGCAGACAGGAGAGGACGGAGACCACGCACGUAUUUGACGUACCAAGAGAGAAGGCGAGAUCGGAGGGCGAGUAGGAAGGAGGCGCGGUGGACGUCUGACGCCGGGGACUCGCGAGGCUCUUGCAGGCGAAGGCGAGAGGAAAUGAGGACCCUAACGGCCAACGAGCAGAAAGAAAAUGGGGUGCCUCAAGAACCUCUGGUAGGCCUCUCGCUUCUCAAAAAGAAACUCUGCGUCUCGACAACUCUCAACGGGACGCCCGUCGGCGUCGUGGCGGUGAACUCUCUGGAAACGCGAGAGAGCACCUUCCACCUUCCUUCACUUUCCCCGCUGUCUUGCUCGCCUAUUCGCGGCCGGGACGGAGACCUGCGAGGUAGCGAGGCAAGGCGCAUGAACGUUCCCCGAGAGGUCGAGGACGGCCAAGAAGGCCCGCUGCUCUGCUGCUUCGUGCAGCGAAAGGCUUCUCAAGAGGGCAAAGAACCAGACCAAACAGAAGCAUCUGGCGACGAGGCGACUGACGAGGAAAUUCUUUGGACUCGCAGGCUGCCCGCGGGCCUCGUCGUCACGCAUCUCCUGCCGUCUCCGGCGAGUCGAGAGCAUGGCGAGAGUUCCUUUCAUGCAGAGACUUCUUCGCAGUCCGCAGCGGAUCCUCUUCUCUCUCUUCCCUCGCGUCCUCUCCUCGUUGUCGCUCAGGCGAAAGCGGCGCUCUCGGGUCUCUGCCUCAAAGCGAGCGUCCUCAGCCACUCCUUUCCUUUCUCCUCUUCCGCUUCACUCCGUCCUUCCCUCGCUUCUUCUCCUGAGUCGUCUCCAAGACGCAGUGGUGACUUUGCGCCUUUUGGAGGAUCCACGAGCAGAAGGCGCAACUGCCGAAAGGGGAAAUUUUCGCGUUUCUCUGGAGAGACAGCUCGGACUCGCAGGCCGUUUGUCUUCACCUCAACUUUGUUGCUCGUCGACAUGAAGACGGGCGCGAUCUGCACUGUGAAAGGCAGCGGUCUCUCCGAGUCUCUCAAAGAUCCAGUCUCUGUGUGUCGAUGGGUGGCGUUGAAACGCCCCCCUCCGUUGAUGCAAAGGCCACAGUCGUCUGUCUGUCUGCCUGGGGGCCUUGUUGAAAAGGGUGCCGUAGGAAAGCCAAAGGAGGACCUCUUGAAUCGGAGCGCGCAUGCAGACGAACCGAGGGGAAGUGCGGAGGCGCGCCGCGAGCCUCUGAACCCUGCAGCGCGCCUGGAACCGAUGUUUGUUUCCGCCGAGAAAGACAGAGGCGCUCGUCUUUGCAUUUUCCUUCUCACGGCCUACGCCGAGGUCUAUCUCCUUCAGCCCUGCGAGGACGAGGGCAAUCGAGAAAUCUUUUCUCCAGGUCCUCUCUCUUCUGUCUCGACUCAAGUCAGGGGCGCCGCGUUUCUUCUCGGUGGCCCGGAGCCGAACGUGGAGGACGUUUUCCGUCCCUCGCAGUCUUUGCUGUGGAACGAGGGAAAUCUGUUUGGCGCCCAACGCAGGGUGGGGGCUGCAUGCAGCUCUGAGAAAGAUGCAGCUUGUCAGUGCGUGGCAGGGCGAAGAGACGAGGGAGAGGAGGAGACAGGACGGACUCGUCUUUCGCUUUUGUCUGGCUUUUCUCCAGGAUCAACAGGCCUCUCGCUACACACUUCGAAGCCUUUCUCUAGAGGCGAAGGCAACCUGUGCUUGCCUUUGUUAAGCGCUCCACUGGGAGGCGAACAAGCGCGUUUUUCUCUCUGUUACUUUGCAGAUCUCUCUGCGCUUUGCAGAGGGGAAAACGGGAGAGUGGAAUGUGUUCAGGAACAGACCGAGCAAGAGGUUCUGGCGGGUGGUGGGUCUCCAGACGCGGAGACCCUCAGGUCUUUCGCACCUCGAGUGGCGCAGUGCUCGCGGGGAACGGCAAGUAUGGCGGCGCCUGCGGGAGAGAGAACACGGCGAUGUGCUGACCCUGCGAAGAUUCUCUGGAUCGAAAUUCAGCAGCGAUCUGCGUGUCUUAUGUCUCUUCUCGGAGACGGAGAGGCGGCCCACGGCGCCCCGGCUCCCGCAAGCCAAACCCCAUGUUCCCAGGAGACAAAGGCGAUCGCAGAGGAUGACGCGAUGGUGCAGCGGCACGCUAAAGAGAGAAGAGACAAAGGAGAUUCCAGACCUUCAGACAGAGACGAAGAAGAGAGAGAUGUAAGAGAAGCGGUUUGUGAAUAUGUCAAGGAAACCUUUGGAACAGAGAGGAAUCAGUCUUGGAUCCAACUGGCUGUCGGUCUCGACUCGGGAAAGAUUUUUGUCUCUCUCCCUCCUUGUGGGGUAGUCGCUCCUGGAGUCUCUCCAGUGUCUCCUCGCGCCCGGUGCCGGCACGACGUGUCGGGGACAGGCACCAUCCGAGGGCCUCUCGACGGAGACACUUUCUGGGUGCGCGAAGCAGCGACCGAGAAGGGAGGCCGUAGAGCCGAACGAGCGCCGGAAACGACGGUUUUAUCUGUUCAAGAGGCGCCUUUGAGUUGGGGGAGCGUCACUGUUUCUUCAUCGUUUGAGGACCAAAUGCAGCAGCGGUUCGUGCGAAUCGAUGAACUGGCUUUUCAGCACUCGGACUUCUUCUCGCUUCUUUCCUGGCGACGGCCAGGAGAGGCACGUGGAACCGAGCGCGACAGAAACUCUGGGGCAGUGCGAGGCGCGCACGGGGCCUUGGAGGAAAUCGCCCAUUCUCGAGGAGAGACGGCGGGAGAUCAAGAGUCGGACGACGAGGCGUGGGGACGCGAGUGUCCUCUUGCGUGUCUCCAGAAGAGGAGCUCGUUCGGUCCCGCAGUGUCUCCGGUACUUGCGCAGGGCGUUCCUCUCUCAUAUCUUGCGCUCUUGCAGACCCCAUGGGUGUCUUCUGCAUCUGGCUGCUCAGCGUCCUCGGGUGUCGAGGGCGAUGCAGAGACGGCGAAGGAGCGUGAGGCGAGACAGAAGGGAGCUGAGACGCUGCGCAAGAAAGCGAAGAGGGAAAUCGAUUCGCAAAGAGACAAACUUUUACGCUUCCUCCUUCACGGACGCUUCCUCGGCCCACAAUUCGCGGCACUUCUGGGCGCGACUCCACAGGGCCUGACGACGAUGCGUCGUGCCGCCGUCCAGGAGCUCCUGGAAAGAAACGCAGAGGGGCGGCAGGCCGACAAGCAAAUGGAAGAAGAGAACCAGCCCACAACGGGAGAAGACACAAAUGGUUUCGAGGAACAAAGUGGCGCUGAAAGAGAAGACGGGGGAAACAUCGCAAAUGCGGAACGAGGCGGAAGUAGCGGAGAGCUCUCAGGACCCGGGGAAGAAGCGGAAGAGUCUCAAGAAGAAAAGGACAGUGAGGCGAGGAACGGACAGACAGGGCAGGGGUGGCAAGAGGCGACAAAGGCAGGCGAGCAAUUCACAGAACGACGCUUGCCCUCUCAGCGUCGCACACUGAAACACCUCCACCACCAGGUCUGGAGUGCUCUGGCGGUAUCGUCUUCGUCUGAGUUUCUCUACUGGAUCUCGGCAUUGCUGCGUCGGCAGUGGGAGCUGCGUCUGUUCCGUCAGUUCGUCUCUUCCUCGUUGUUUCUGCUGUCUGGACACCUCGCGUUUCUUCGGCGGCUGCUCUGCGCGUUGAAGGCGAAGAAGGCCGCCGUCUCCCGCGACGUUCGCCGCCUCGAGCGCACGCUCCGACUUCGCGGAAAGCACGUUGCUUCGUCUGCCUCUUCGAGCUUCUUCGCCAGAGGAGCGGAGGAAGACGCGUGGAUACUCAGCGACGAACUCUCCGCAGAGAAACGGGAAGUCGACGCGGGCGCGGAGCCUGUCGACUGGCGCCUCCUGGCGGCUCUGCGUCUCUCUGCGGAAGAAAGUGCCGCCCACGUCCUUCGGGUGCUGGAAGCGCUGGAGAGUGAAGAGGCGAAGAAAGGCAGCGAACGCGAAGAGACAGAUGCGAGUGAAGACUCCGGACAGACAGGCACCCACGCGACGCCGACCUCUGCACGCGCCGCGUCCACCACAGCACACUGUGGAGGGACCGGCGGGCGCCUCAACGGAGAAAGAAAAGAAAACGCUUUACAAGAAGAACAAAGCAAAAACGAAGGGGAGAAGGAGAGGCACGACUCCCACAGUGCGUCAGGAUGCUUGGAGGUUCUCUCUGUGGCGAGGAAGCGCGUCCGCACGGCACUCGCAGCGGUUCAGAGCACGCGCGAGGAGGUGAGGAGAACGAGUUUGUCGCUUUCUUUGUACGAAGACGAACGGAGGGCGUUGCUGUUCCUGCUCGGCGAGAGUGUCGGGGAGACGAUCAGAGCAGAGAGGCAGCGCAAGAAGCGCGGGGGACUCUUCGCCUUCCUCCCAGACUCUGGAAGCUCCGACGAUUUGGAACGUGAAGAGGUCCGAGCUCGGCGAGAGGAGGCCGAGGCGGUGUUGGAAGAUAUAUUCUGAAAGGCCUUGUCCAUCUGAACGAAAGCAGAGCGGGAAUGCAGAAGGCUCUUGUGCAGAAUCCAGGAAACCGAAGAAAUGGAGGAAAACCACCGUAACCGCUCUCCACCUGCAGGCAGCUCGUAUGCUGUUAGACACCGGAGAAGAAGGAGAAAAGACAACAGAAACCGCACCCGGGGGACGGGGCAGAAGACGCGGUUCCGGGGGUGCUUGAGCAACAGAUGUGAGGCAAUGAAGUUGGACCGGGGCGGGAGGGCAGAGAACGUUUGUGGCACAGGUCGUUCUACUACAGCAUGUGUGCUGAUGAUGUGGAUGUUAAGGGGGAAAGAAUUGUGUUAACAGAGAAACGACACCUUGUUAACAGAAUCGAAGAACGCAGAACGGAUGGACGGAG